AUGUCGCUCACGGAGAGUGCUACAAAUUUCGAUGAGGACGAUGAGCAGAUCUUCGGACUAUUCGUCAUGUUCAAAAAUCCGCCAAAGCGCUACCAUAAGCACGAAGCGCGAAUGCCUUAUCGAUUUUACCACACGAUGGCUCCUGUAAACGACGAAUCUAUUCUCUUUAUGGAUCAUGUAGUCACCAGGGCGAAAUUGUUCGUUGCCGAGGCACAAGCCAUCUGGGCAGUGGCUUAUUUGGACAAAGCGUUCGCGCUUCCUUCUGUCGUAGAGAGGGAAGAUGAUGCUGCGCAUAUGAUCGCAUGGAAUAAGCGACGCUAUCCCUCGAACGGGGAACUUGGACAUUCUGCUGCUUUCGAUAGCGUUCCGUAUGCAGACAGGCUAUUCGACGAAACCGGCGUCGCAUCACAUCGAAAGAAGGGUUGGCUGGGGAAUAUGUUCGCUCCUAUCGGGCCUGCUGACUUUGGUAAAGUGUGGCAUGAAUAUCUCGCGCGACGGGCCAAGGGUUAG
Hypoxylon trugodes is the source of this 510-nucleotide messenger RNA. RefSeq lists its product as uncharacterized. The record is from RefSeq and is a predicted model, not a curated record. The transcript has 2 exons. The coding region runs from base 1 to 510 and encodes 169 amino acids. NCBI's taxonomy places the organism in Eukaryota, Fungi, Ascomycota, Sordariomycetes, Xylariales, Hypoxylaceae.